Messenger RNA from Fusarium coffeatum, 909 nucleotides. RefSeq lists its product as uncharacterized. The record is from RefSeq and is a predicted model, not a curated record. The transcript has 2 exons. Bases 1 to 909 code for a protein of 302 amino acids. NCBI's taxonomy places the organism in Eukaryota, Fungi, Ascomycota, Sordariomycetes, Hypocreales, Nectriaceae.
AUGGCUGUUCUUUCAACUCUCAAUGAGCUCGUAUGGCAACUCAUUGACCCUUUUCUGUUCAUGGGCAUAGCUAUGCGCUUCCUCCCUAGUACGAUUCUCGAAGUUAUCAGGAAUAGAGAUUUCCGUACUUUGCUCUCACCAUCGAAAUUCAAGGAGGCAUGGUGGGGGAACUUUUGGGCGUUUAUAGGUCCCCAGGUGAAAGCCAGCGCAGAGAACAAAGUCAUUCCACUACUUGAAGGACGUGUGAAGAAUGGCCGCAUGGGAGAUGAGAUCGUAGAGAGGCCUAUCAAUGGAGUUGUUCUUGAGAUUGGUGCGGGGACCGGGAUGUGGGCGGAUGUGUUUGCCAAAGUCAACGUCGGAGUGAACACCGAUGAAGAUGCCGAUGGGGAACUCAGACGAAGAAAAGGAGAGACUGGUCUAACUCGUGUAUAUGGCAUCGAACCAAACCCGAAAUCUGCAGCAACUUUGCGACGACGAGUGAAGGAAAUCGGGCUUGAUGGCGUUUAUGAGGUUGUCCCAGUGGGCAUUGAAUCUAUCAACGACCCAAAAGCCUGGGACGGCCGGAUCGAACCAGAGAGCGUCGAUUGCAUUGUCACUAUUUUGUGCCUCUGCAGUAUCCCUGAGCCUGAGAAGAAUAUCAAGCUUCUAUACCAGAGUCUCAAGAAGGGUGGUCGAUGGUAUGCUUAUGAGCAUGUGCGUAUGGAUCCAAGCGACGGCUAUUUUCUGCGCAUCUACCAAUGGGUCACUGGGCUGGUAUGGUCACAAGUCAUGGGUUCAUGCCGAAUCUGCCGAUCAACAGGCAAAUCCUUGAGAGAAGCCGGACCAUGGGAGAAGAUCGAUCUGGCGCAACCUGUUGGAGAGGCAAGAUUCAAUCUUCUUCCCCAUAUCCUGGGAACAUUGACCAAGUAA